Contarinia nasturtii (swede midge) is the source of this 662-nucleotide messenger RNA. It is a transcript of the gene JTBR, whose product is annotated as protein JTB. Gene Ontology annotation, biological process: mitotic cytokinesis. The record is from RefSeq and is a predicted model, not a curated record. The transcript is spliced from 4 exons. NCBI's taxonomy places the organism in Eukaryota, Metazoa, Arthropoda, Insecta, Diptera, Cecidomyiidae. The coding region runs from base 123 to 569 and encodes 148 amino acids. Gene Ontology annotation, cellular component: membrane; centrosome; spindle.
UUCAACAAAGAGCAUUAAAAUAAAUCAGUCCAAAUAAUUAUUAGCAUGAUAUGGUAUUUCAAAAUAAAAUUCAUUGUUCGAUAUUCUUUUUUGUUUUGUGAAUCGCAAAAUAACAUUUGAAAAUGAUUGAAACCUGCCCAAAAAAGCGUAUGGUGUUUGCAAUAACUUUACUAACAAUAGCUACAGUAUUUGUAUUAAUCGUUGAGUCACGUUGGACAGAAUCUCCACGUCGCAACUUUAUCAUUGAAUACAAUUCAACGUGUUAUACGCACGAAGAUUUUGAAAUAAUACACGACUGUCAUCCGUGCACAGAUUACGAAAUAGCCAGCAAAAGUCAAGGAGUGUGUGUGCACACACACAACAAAGAAAUAUUACGCUGUAAAAGUGGGGAAACCGUCUCCAGAAGUUGUGACAAAGUUGCUUGGAUUGACGAACGAAAUUUUUGGACGUUUGAGGGAAUUUUGAUUGUUGUUGGUGCCCUAUCAACAGGUGUAACAUUUUUGCGACAACGAUCUUUGGAUCGUAAGGUGAUGCUCAAAGUUCAACGACAACUAGAGCAAUCGGUUUGAAAACGCGUUAAAACAGAAAAACACGCAAAAAAAUGUGUUCCAAAUUAUAUUUGGAAACAUUCUCCGAUACCUGUGAUGAAACUACGAUAAAUG